This is a messenger RNA of Neltuma alba, 1383 nucleotides long. RefSeq names its product two-pore potassium channel 1-like. Bases 136 to 1194 code for a protein of 352 amino acids. Gene Ontology annotation, biological process: potassium ion transmembrane transport; stabilization of membrane potential. The transcript has 3 exons. Gene Ontology annotation, molecular function: potassium ion leak channel activity; outward rectifier potassium channel activity. The record is from RefSeq and is a predicted model, not a curated record. NCBI's taxonomy places the organism in Eukaryota, Viridiplantae, Streptophyta, Magnoliopsida, Fabales, Fabaceae. Gene Ontology annotation, cellular component: plasma membrane; plant-type vacuole membrane.
AAUGAAGUGUGAACUAUCCACUGGCCUUCCCCUCCCCUGGAUCUGUCCGAACCUCAGAAGCUCUCUGAAGAUUCUGCGUUCGCUUUCUCUUCCAAAGGUCUUUUGAUAUUUGUCCUCCCUUUCUAAGUUGUCUACAUGGCCAGUAAUGAUGCAAGGGAGCCCUUGGUUCGACAAUUACCAGACCUAGCAGCUCCAAAAACAAACGGCCAGGUUGGCAGGAGAAGGGUUCUCCGUUCUAGAAGUGCUCCUCUAGCUAAUCUUGAUCUACCUGAGAAAACUGAUAUUGGCUCAAUUCAGCGUUCUGAGUCCAUAUUUGGGAAGUUACAUCCAAGUUUUCUAAAGGUGGCUAUAUAUCUUGUAGGGUAUUUAAGUAUUGGACUUGUGAUCUUCUAUCUUGUCAGGCACCAGAUUGCAGGGAAGAAAACAGUGGGGUUCCUUGAUGCUCUGUACUUCACAAUUGUCACGAUGACCACAGUUGGAUACGGAGACCUUGUGCCAAAUAGUGACCUUACAAAACUACUUGCCUGUGCUUUUGUAUUCACAGGAAUGGCACUAGUUGGUUUAAUCUUAAGCAAAGCAGCGGACUACUUGGUUGAAAAGCAGGAAGUUUUGCUAGUCAAAGCUCUGCAUAGGAAAGAUAAAGUUGGUCCAACUGAUAUCCUAAAGGAGAUUGAGGUCAACAAGACGAUAUAUAAAUUUUUUGUGGUACUUUCCCUGCUCUUAGCGCUCAUUGUUACGGGGACAAUUUUCUUAGUUGCUGUUGAGAAGUUGGAUAUUAUCGAUGCCUUCUAUUGUGUUUGUUCUACAAUAACAACCCUGGGUUAUGGUGAUAAAAGCUUUUCCAGUGAAGGAGGAAGAGUCUUUGCUGUGUUUUGGAUAUUGAUGGGUACUAUUUGUUUAGGUCAGCUUUUCCUUUACAUUGCUGAGCUGAACACUGAAAAAAGACAAAAGGAAAUCUCUAAGAUGGUUCUUACACGGAGGACAACCAAUGCAGACUUGGAGGCAGCAGAUCUUGAUGAUGAUGGAAAUGUUGGGGUUGCUGAGUUCAUUAUCUAUAAGCUCAAAGAGAUGGGGAAGAUAACUCAAGAAGAUAUCUCACUUGUAAUGCAAGAGUUUGAGGAGCUUGAUGUUGAUCAGUCUGGUACUCUUUCACCUUCUGAUAUAGCUCUUGCUCAAUCACCUCGUCCAUCUUAGACACUCAUAAUUAUAGAGUUUCACACGUACAAAAUGAACUUACAUGCUGCUUGUAAGUUAGUUUUCUCACCUUAUUCCUGAUAUUUCUUUGUAAAUAUCUGAGCUGUAACUUACAUUUUCCCGCCCUAAUGCAUACUUUGAUUAUGGCUUCAGGCGAGGUUUUAUUAAUUAUGACCCCUGAUCCUGGAA